This is a messenger RNA of Misgurnus anguillicaudatus (oriental weatherfish), 1786 nucleotides long. RefSeq names its product myelin basic protein a (gene mbpa). NCBI's taxonomy places the organism in Eukaryota, Metazoa, Chordata, Actinopteri, Cypriniformes, Cobitidae. Gene Ontology annotation, molecular function: structural constituent of myelin sheath. The record is from RefSeq and is a predicted model, not a curated record.
GACACCUUCAAAGACCAGCCCUUCUUCCUUAGAAGCGCCGAAGACUAUCGAGAAGCUUUGCAGAGCGUCCACAGAGCGGACUUCGGAUUGAACGGAGAAGGACAUUUUUGGGCCGUCCAGACUGUAGACCUUAAACAGAUCGAUACCUAGAAUGGCCACUGCAAGCACUUCUGGACAAAGCCCCUUUGGGCUGGGCAGGAAGAAGAGGGCCCCUGGUCUCCUGGAUCAAAUUGGCAGGUUCUUUGGAGGGGACAAAAAGAGGAAGGGAAAGAGACCCCAUCACUCUUCAACCCGUCGCCGUGGAGAUGUCAAUCCCGUGGUGCACUUCUUCAGGAGCUUUGUUUCCUCUCCUCGCCCCAAGUCAAGGUGGAGAGAACUAUUGGGUCUGGCUUCUUCAUCACCGAGUGCCUCGGAGAGCAUUAGAUCCCCACGCAGGCGCAGAAGAGAACAGAAUACACUCUCCCGAAUCUUCAACUUGGGAGAAAGCAGAUCUCGCUCUCCACCCAAACGCUGGAGCACCAUCUUCUGAGCCCAUCUCCAACCAGAACAACACCAAGAUGGAAGAAAGUGAGACGGAUGAAGAGAAAAAAACAGAGAGGGAGGACCUCUGCCCUACAGAUUCACAAUUUGCGGCGAGUUUAACAGACUAACAUUGGCCAUCUUCGCUUUUUAGAUAAAGAUACAAUCUAAGUAUCUGUUGUCACAUGCCUGCAGGGUUUCAUAAGCACGUGUUGAGUGUCUGUGUGUUAAAUUAUAAAUAAUUGUCAAGGGUCAAGUGAUGCAAUAGUUGAAAGUCUAAAUUUAGUUCAGAAAAAGUUUUUAGGAAUAAAAGGGAUCAUAAACCCUAAUCAAUCUACAAUAACCAGAAGGUUUGAUCAAUUUUAGUCGUAUUCAACAGAACUAGAAUAGCACCUUUCAUUUGAACCUUUCAAUGAAACUGAUGAAUAAGUAGAUAAUGGCCUUCAAACCAUGUUUUGCGAACUUUCCUCAGAUCUCUCUUACACAACAGGUUGCUUGUGUGCUAUUCAGCAUUUGAUGCAUGCCAUUAGUCUCUUUGUGAAUGUUUAUUGUGGUCUUUGUGAUGUUAGAUAGACAUUAUUUUCUUUCUAUCAUGAAUUUUGUAUAUAUGAUUCUUUGUGUUUUAAAAAGUAUGAUCAGUUAACACUCAGUAUACUAUGUUUGAUUUAUUUGAAAAGUUAUUUAGCUUUGAUUUAAAACAAAGACUAAAAAUACAAUAAUGUGGACUAGAUUCUAAGCCUAAACAGCUUAGAUUGUAUUGCCCUCAGGUGUUGCACUGUGUUUAAACAGCUCAUAAAUGUUGUCUGCGUCUUUACAUGUGCAAUUCUGAUGUUAUUUUAAAGGUAAUAAGGGAUAGGAUUAAUAUUCAAAUAACCUGCAGAUAUCUCGGACAAAGGUAACAAAUGGUGCAAAACCGAUGAAAGGGGAAGGUAAACCGAAAGUGAAAGAGGGAACUUGUGAGAAAUGAGAACUGAAGUGUAAUUUUGAAAGAGCGAGGUGGCGUUUAUUUUUACGGUAUGUGAUUAUGUGAUGUGUCUUUAAUAAUGUUCAUUGUUUCGUGUCUCAUAGACCAUUCCUGUAUGUACUGUUCAUGAAAUUGUGCUGAAUAAACAUUAGGUCAAAUAUUCUCCCUGUCAGCGCUGGAUUUGUCUCAUAUGGUGCUACACUUUGUGUUAUGCAUGGAAAAUUCAGAAGUGGCCAAGUGUUCAGAUGUAUCUUUAACUCCCUUCAUUUAUAAAAUAACGGUAAAUAAAGUCUCCGAAAUGUA